Messenger RNA from Homo sapiens (human), 3404 nucleotides. RefSeq names its product transmembrane protein 269 (gene TMEM269). NCBI's taxonomy places the organism in Eukaryota, Metazoa, Chordata, Mammalia, Primates, Hominidae. Gene Ontology annotation, cellular component: membrane. The record is from RefSeq and is marked validated. The transcript is spliced from 6 exons. The coding region runs from base 191 to 802 and encodes 203 amino acids.
AGGGCUGGCCCCCUCCACCGCACAGGAAACGGGGCAGGAGGGCGGACCCCCAUCUCAUGUAGGAAUGCCGUGUCCCCAGGGUGAGCCCUCAGGUAAGGGUACCAGUUUCUUCCUGAGCCAUGACCAGAGCCAUUCCCAGAUAAAUGAGGUUUCCUGGAAGGAUGUUACCAGUGCCUUAUCUCUGGCCAACAUGGUGCUGGGGCUCUUCUCCAUCAUCUUCAGCUUCAGCAGGAAAUGCCACUAUGCCUCCCGGAUGCUCCUGGUCAGCUUCCUGUUAGACAUGGCAGUCAGGGCAAUGACCAGCCACAUCAACAUAUGCUCCAAAUUGGGAGCCGAGCUGAAUGACUUUGCCGUCUUCACCACCUUCGGCUUGGCCUCCGCUCUGCUCCUAGGCGUGGAUGGACUUCUGAGUGGGAUCCUGGCCAUCAUCUAUGUGUCAGCUGCUUCUUUCCACUUGUGCUUUUAUUCACCUGGAGUCCCCUCCACAUACAAGGGUCUACCCUGCCCCUAUGCUUCCUGCAUCUUGGCUUCCACCUCCCUUCUGACCAAAGGCAACAGGUUCAUCCUCUGCUGCAUGGCCUCACUCAUGAUUCUCUUCAUGAUGGACCAGAGCUACUAUCCAUAUGACAAAAUCCUGGAGUCUGAGAACUGGAAAAAAUUGGUUUAUAUAGGAGGUGUCAUCAUGCUGUUUUUCUCCCCAUUGUCUCUGUCUGCUUUUUACUGCCUGAUGUGGUCGCUCUCGUACAUCUUCUUUCCAGAUGCUCUGUGGGGCAAGGCAGCCUGUCUUUCGCCACAGCACUGAGGAAGCUAAGCAGCUCUACCAGCUCCUGCCGGCCUCUGUGGGGUUUGUGUCAGCAUAUUGGGUCAAGCCUGCACUAAAGCUUUGUAUGUACCUGUGUUGCCAUAUACUAGAUAUAUGGUAUGUCUGUUGCCAUGAAGUUAGAAACCCAAAGCAGGGUCAGUGAACUUCACUUCUUUGUCUUUAUUCAGGGUUCUGACUCCCUUGCGGACAAUACUUGUUUAUGUCAUGUAGAGCAGAAUAUCCCCCCGCCUCAAGCUCAAUGUGGGCUGGGUUUGGGUUCCAGCUCCAUUACCAGCCGGGUGACUGUGUGCUACUAAGGUCCAUCCCUUGGAAAGGAGUGAGAGCCUUCAGAACUGGUAUUGGCCUCAGCCUCAGCCCUGCCUGGUGGGGCUUCCUGAAGCAUUUCUUACUCUUGCAGACUCUGGCUCUGAGAGUAGAGCCAAUCACAGGACUCUCUUGUUGCCUAGUUUGAAUGUGUGUAGGAUUUUGUAACUUCAACAUUCUGGGUUUUUUUUUUUUUUUUUUUUUUUUUUUUGAGAAGGAGUCUCGCUCUUUCACCCAGGCUGGAGUGCAGUGGAGCGAUCUCGGCUCACUGCAGGCUCCGCCCCCCGGGAUUCACGCCAUUCUCCUGCCUCAGCCUCCCGCGUAGCUGGGACUACAGGCUCCCGCCACCUCGCCCGGCUAAUUUUUUGUAUUUUUAGUAGAGACGGGGGUUUCACCGUGUUAGCCAGGAUGGUCUCGAUCUCCUGACCUCGUGAUCCGCCCGCCUCGGCCUCCCAAAGUGCUGGGAUUACAAGCGUGAGCCACCGCGCCCGGCCUACAUUCUGUAUUUUAAUAGUUCAAAGCUGCCGCCUUUUGCUUUGUUUAGCAGUUAGAUACAUUGGUGACACAGGGCAUCAUCUGGCUUGCAGGAUCUCGUGUGGAUUUUCUUUCCUACGCUGGAAACUACUAAACUCUAGCUAUUCAGAUGCCACUUCAUAUUCUAAAAUCCAAAUCAAAUAGAAAUAAACAGUACUGUAUGGCAAAGGUGUACCUCACCGAGAACUCAGGUCCACUGAGCCCCCAGCGUAGAUAGACAUUCCACCUCCCAGAUGGUGGAAAAAAGGAUUGAUGGCUGGUUCUGCUCCACCCUCAGAGACUGUGCCAGAACACCUUCUACCCUGGAUAUAACUUUUUUAAGUUUCCAGAACAAUGUAUGUGGUAAAUAUACAUCUAUUCUCAAAUUAGAUGUUUAAAAAUAAAAACCCAAAGUAAGAUUUGACUGUAACAGAAUAGACGGUGCCUUCCUGUUAAAUCAUUCAUAUGUUCCUAGUUAGAUGGAUUUGCCUGUGUCCCAGGACUUUAUAUCUCCUUCAGUUUAAGUUUUGUAUUUUUGCUAUCUGCCAUAGUGCCUGACACUCAGAAAUGUUCCCUUUGUAUAUGAAUUGAUUUAGUUGUGGAUUCUAGUAAGUUACAUACAAGGUUUCUAUAAUGUGGUAAGAAUUUUACAAAUAUACACGAGCUUAGACAUUUCAAUACAAUGUCCUUCAAUGCUGUACAUCCAUUUCAAUGUGAUGCUCCCCUUAAUCAAAGCAUUUUAGGAACUCCAAUCUGAAAAUGGUCUUCACAUAAAUUCUUAAGGACCAAGCAGCUGGAACAACACCACCACCACCAAAAGCGAAAAACAGGUUUUAUUCUGAACUAAAUUUUUUCCAAAAACCUAACAUUUGAGAUUAGCCAAUUAUGUCGUAUUCUUAAAUCAAAUUAGGUAUCAUAUUUGGACUCAAAUGCCUUGUGGCUGUUUCUAAAAUUUGAAACUAUGUUGAAAGGAAAAAGAUGCAAUUCUGAAAGAGAAUUUCCAUGUCCAUUUUAAGUGACAGCAGCAGAGAGAAAUAUACAGACCCCCAGGAGGACAGCUUUGAAAAGUAAAAUGCCCAUUUGGAUGUGUAAAUUAUCGCUUGAUUGUAAUGGCAAUAAUUCAUACUUAAUUGCCUCCAGUUUUUUUUGUAGGUUAAUGACACUAGGAUAGUUAUAGGUCAGCUGACAGCCGGUUAACAGAGGGAUCUAUGCUUCCUUGCACCUCUCUGAGAGUAUGGUUAUACUUCUAUACGGGCUUGAGGGUCUCAGAUACUAAGGCUACUCAUUCAAUGCCUUCACUUCCUCAGACAGUGGUUUUCUAAAAUAGAAUGUCUCUUCUUGGGCUUCCUCUUAGGAACAAGGGAGAAGGCCAAGACUUUAAAAUCUGCACUUCUCAAAUGCAUACAUGAAGCCAGUGGGGUUUAGGCAGUUCUCUUUGUCCUAAGCUUGAGAGAGAGUGUAGAUUUCCCUCCUGGUCAACUUCUAGUCCCUUCUUCCUAACCUGAAGUCCUACUUCUGUGUCUGAUAAGCGGAAUCAAGUGACUGAGAAUUCUGCUACUCUUUUAGCCCUGUGACCUUGAAUAAAACGUUUAAUCUCUCUAAGCCUAUUUUCCUAUCUGUAAAAUGGAGGAUUUACUUCCUUUCAGGGUUGUUUUGUGGAUUGAACAACCGUGAUGUUUUAUGUGGAUGAAUGUAAAACACCUAGAAUAAUGAAUGGCACGUAAAAUAUGUUAAAUAAAUGUUAGAUGGCUUUCUGUCCCCUCUA